This is a messenger RNA of Racocetra persica, 467 nucleotides long. Lineage: Eukaryota; Fungi; Glomeromycota; Glomeromycetes; Diversisporales; Gigasporaceae. The record is from the annotation of a GenBank genome assembly.
AUGACUGCAAUAGAACAGCUUUGCAAAAUAAUCACUUAUGCUCGAUCAACACCACAAAGAAAAGAAAAGUUUAUGAACUAUAAUUCAAGUAAACUUGAAUUAAUUCCAAUUAAUAUUAUAACAACUAUUGAAAAAGAAAUAAAAAAAUAUAAAUUAAAUGAAGAUGAUUGGAAUUUACUUGAAGAAUUUAAAAAUUUAAUGGAGUACUUUGAAGAUGCAACUACUUAUAUUAGUAGAAGUACUUAUUCAACAAUUGGCUUUAUAGUUCCAGCUUAUAAUACUUUACUUGAUAUAUUAGAAAAUUUUAUUGUAGAAAAAAGUACAAUUUUAACUAUUAAAAAUACAGCUCAAUUUGCUACUAUUUUUAAAAAACGCAAAAAAGUUGAUCCUUCAGAUGAAUUAGCUACUUAUUUAAGAGAAUCUACUGCUGAUACUAAUGAUGAUAAUAAUAUUGAUAUCUUAGAAUA